Molecule: messenger RNA, 453 nt
Organism: Knipowitschia caucasica
Lineage: Eukaryota; Metazoa; Chordata; Actinopteri; Gobiiformes; Gobiidae
Source: the annotation of a GenBank genome assembly
AUGAUGCUCCUGUGGUCUGGACUGUACCCGCCGCUCAGAGGGCUCAUGUCAUGUGGUCAAACUAGGCGCCUAAAACAGUACCACAAGCUGCAACUUCACAAUCCUACAACAACCUGCUGGACCACAGAUACCACAUCUUGUUAUAAGUUGUCCCUGGGGCAGACCUGGGGCCAGCACUGGGGCAGACCCUUUUGGUGGAGACCUGGGGCAGUACCCUGGGAGAGGCAGACCCUGGGGCAGAACCUGGGGCAGACCCUGGGGCAGACCCUGGGGCUGACCCUGGGGGCUGACCUGGGGCAGACCCUGGGGAGGUCCCUGGGGCUGACCCUGGGGCAGGUCCAUGGGGAAGGACCCUGGGUGCGAGAACUGGUGAAGACCCAGGGGCAAGACCUGGGUGAGCCUGGCGGCAGACUGGGCAGAACUGGGGCCAGACCCUUCUGCAUGAGGAGGUAG